CGACACUGCGCAUGCGUGUUUUGCACAUGGAGUAAAUUGCCGAUAGUAUUUUACCGAAACAUAAGACGUUCCGAUUUUGUUUUCUAAUAAGAGAUCAAAACAUUUUAUUUUGCAUUGAACAUUCAGACUGAGUAUUUUAUUGGCUGGGGUGUUGUGUAGUUAAUAUCUUACUAUCUCUGCAGGUCUUUUGUGCGCAUUGAUCUACGGUUCAUUUGAAUUUCUGUUUUAACCAGCUAUAUUUCACUAGUAAGAAAGUUCAGAGGAGUAAUGGAGGCUCCUCCGGUCACCGUGAUGCCCGUCACGGGUGGAGCCAUUAAUAUGAUGGAGUAUCUCCUGCAAGGCAGUGUACUGGAUCAGGCUCUGGAGAGCCUCCUACAUCGACUCAGAGGUCUGUGUGAUAACAUGGAGCCUGAGAGCUUUGCUGAUCAUGAGCUGGUGUUUCUGCUGAAGGGUCAGCAGGGCAACCCGUUCAUGCUGCGUGCCCGCCGCUCGCUUCUUCACCCCACUGCCCCUUGGCAUCUGCGCUAUCUAGGUCAGCCUGAGGUGGGCGACAAAAGCCGGCAUGCCCUGGUGCGAAACUGUGUGGAUGUGGCUGCAUCACACAGCUUACCGGAGUUUCUCAACGAGAUGGGUUUCCGCAUGGACCAUGAGUUCGUGGCCAAGGGUCAGGUGUUCCGGAAGGGUGCGAUGAAGGUGGUAGUGAGCAAACUGUUACGUGUCCUUGCGUCAGGAAACACGGAGAACACAGAGCCGCUGUCUCUGUCGUAUCUUGUGGAGCUGAGCGUACUGGCUCCUGCGGGACAGGACACUGUGUCUGAGGACAUGAGAAGCUUCGCAGAACAGCUGAAACCUCUGCUGCACCUGGAGAAAAUUGACCCUAAAAGACUCAUGUAGUGUGACUUGGCUUUUGCUUGUAUUAUGAUGAUAAUGGGUAUGUUAUGCUAUUGAUUGAUAAACAUUCAAAAACAUUUAUUUUUAGUAACGAAAUCAAAUUCCGUAAUAAGGAAAAAAGUGACAAAUAAACCUCUCAUUUGAUAUUUUUCAGGGGAGAAAUGUAGUGUAUUAAAAACUAAGUAAAUAGUAUGGUUUGAUAAAAACACUACAUUGUUGUAGUUUUUUGUAAAAACAGUUUUGUUUGGUUCAAAUCAAUGGCAUGUAUUAAAACAGUAGAGCUACAGCGCCCCCUGAAUGAUGUCAGAUAACUUGCGCUGGUGUUCAGAAAAGUUGUGUUAAGUCUGUUAAUAAAUUUCACAUUCUUGACAUGAAGCUGCUUCAGUGAGUUCUUAAACUGACUUUUUCUCAUCCCAGGAAGAAAAUUUGGCUGCUCAGCCACAACAGAACAUAUACAUUGUUGUAUAUUGUAUUUGAUUUUCAUUUUACAUUAGAUUUUAUGUAGCUGACGUCAGUUAAUAAAUAAUCUUUAAUUUAUUUUGUAUGAUGCAUGAUAAGGUUCUUCACCUUAUUAUUUGCAGAGAAACAAAAGUACCAUUCCAUAAGAUGCAUUCCACGGCAAAACCCAACUUAAUCAAUUGAGUUUUAUUUAUCUAAUACAUUUUAUUUCUUUGUCUUUCAAUGUAUUCAUUUAGUUGUUUAAUGUUUUGUUAACAACAUUUCUUUUAUUACACUUGUGUGUUCCUUGUGUUGAUAAUACAGUAAGAGUCUCUACAAGUCAAUGAUAUUGCUUCAUAAGUAAAGCGUGAUUUAAAGUCAGAACAUCAUUGGUUACGUGAAUACCAAUUGAUACAAUGCCCUGAGCAGGAUAAUAUCAUAAGAGUGAGAUCACGGUUAUUGGUGCACAUUUCUUGGUUUCUGUGGGUGUAUUGUGUAAUGUUAAUGUGUUGGGUGGAGACAAUAAAAUACUUGUAUGUGGAUGUUUUAAGGA
Carassius gibelio (silver crucian carp) is the source of this 1882-nucleotide messenger RNA. Its product is annotated as mediator of RNA polymerase II transcription subunit 18. The transcript has 2 exons. Gene Ontology annotation, cellular component: core mediator complex; mediator complex. Gene Ontology annotation, molecular function: transcription coregulator activity. NCBI's taxonomy places the organism in Eukaryota, Metazoa, Chordata, Actinopteri, Cypriniformes, Cyprinidae. Gene Ontology annotation, biological process: termination of RNA polymerase II transcription; regulation of transcription by RNA polymerase II. Bases 268 to 894 code for a protein of 208 amino acids. The record is from RefSeq and is a predicted model, not a curated record.